AUGCAGGAGAUGAUGCUCACCUGGUUUCUCUCUCUGGGUCUUGCAGCCCCCCCCACCGUGCGGAUCGUGCACUCGGGCCUGGCCUGCAACAUCGAGGAGGAACGCUACUCGGAGAGGGUCUACACCAUCCGUGAGGGCGAGACACUGGAGCUGACCUGCCUGGUCACCGGCCAUCCUCGGCCACAGAUCAGGUGGACCAAAACAGCAGGAAGUGCCUCUGACAGAUUUCAAGAUUCGAGUGUCUUCAAUGAAACCCUGAGGAUAUCCAACAUCCAGCGACACCAAGGGGGACGCUACUACUGCAAAGCUGAGAACGGCUUGGGUUCGCCAGCCAUAAAGUCCAUACGAGUGGACGUGUACUAUUUGGAUGAUCCAAUCGUGACAGUCCACCAGAGCAUCGGGGAGGCAAAAGAGCAGUUUUACUAUGAGAGAACGGUGUUUCUCAGGUGCGUGGCCAACUCCAACCCGCCCGUGCGGUACAGCUGGCGGCGCGGCCAGGAGGUCUUGCUGCAAGGGUCUGACAAAGGAGUGGAGAUCUACGAGCCCUUCUUUACCCAGGGAGAAACGAAGAUCCUGAAGCUCAAGAACCUCCGACCUCAGGACUACGCGAAUUACAGCUGCAUCGCCUCGGUGAGGAAUGUCUGCAGCAUCCCUGACAAGAUGGUGUCCUUCCGACUCUCUAAUAAAACAGCAUCCCCUUCAAUUAAGCUUCUCGUGGAUGACCCGAUAGUGGUGAACCCUGGAGAAGCGAUCACCUUAGUCUGUGUGACGACAGGAGGGGAGCCAGCCCCCAGCCUGACGUGGGUGAGGUCUGCCGGUGUCCUGCCCGAGAAGACGGUCCUGAAUGGCGGCACUUUAACCAUACCUGCCAUCACGUCUGAAGAUGCUGGCACGUACAGUUGCAUCGCCAAUAACAAUGUUGGGAACCCUGCAAAAAAGUCCACCAACAUCAUCGUAAGAGCCUUAAAAAAAGGACGAUUUUGGAUCACCCCGGACCCAUAUCACAAAGACGACAACAUCCAGAUUGGGCGAGAGGUGAAAAUCUCCUGCCAGGUGGAAGCCAUCCCCUCAGAAGAGCUGACCUUCAGCUGGUUUAAAAACGGACGUCCCUUGAGAAGCUCUGAAAGGAUGGUCAUCACACAGACUGACCCCGACGUUUCACCUGGCACCACAAACCUGGACAUUAUUGACUUGAAAUUCACUGACUUUGGGACAUACACGUGUGUGGCGUCUCUGAAGGGAGGUGGAAUAUCGGACAUCAGCAUCGAUGUCAACAUCUCCAGUAGUACAGUCCCACCCAAUUUGACUGUUCCUCAAGAAAAGUCCCCCCUGGUGACCCGGGAAGGGGACACCAUCGAGCUGCAGUGCCAGGUGACGGGGAAACCCAAGCCCAUCAUCCUCUGGUCCCGGGCGGACAAGGAGGUGGUGAUGCCCGAUGGGGCCAUGCAGACAGAGAGCUACGAUGGGAUCCUGAGGAUAGUGAACGUCUCCAGGGAGAUGACAGGAACCUACAGGUGCCAGACCAGCCAGUACAACGGGUUUAAUGUGAAACCCAGAGAAGCUUUGGUACAGCUCAUCGUACAGUACCCCCCUGCUGUGGAGCCCACCUUCCUGGAGAUUCGGCAAGGCCAAGGCCGGAGCAUCACCAUGAGCUGCCGGGUUCUGAGGGCAUACCCCACCCGGGUCCUCACCUACGAGUGGCGUUUGGGCAGCAAACUGCUGCGCACCGGCCAGUUUGACCUGCAGGACUCCACCGAGUAUACCGUCAGCAGCCUCUCCCGUGACAGCUAUGGCAUCUACAACUGCAACAUCAUCAAUGAAGCGGGCGCCGGGAGGUGCAGCUUCCUCGUGACAGGCAAAGCCUAUGCUCCUGAGUUCUACUAUGACACCUAUAACCCCCUGUGGCAGAACAGACCCCGUGUCUACUCCUACAGUCUGCAGUGGACCCAGAUGAACCCCGACGCUGUGGACCGCAUCCUUGCCUACCGCUUAGGGAUUAGGCAGGCUGGACAACAGCGUUGGUGGGAGCAGGAAAUUACAGUGAAUGGAAAUAUUCAAAAGGGAGAAUUAAUUACCUACAACCUAACUGAGCUGAUCAAGCCAGAGGCGUAUGAAGUCCGUCUAACGCCCAUCACCAGAUUUGGGGAGGGGGACUCAACUAUUCGGGUCAUCAAGUAUAGUGCUCCAGUGAAUCCACAUCUACGAGAGUUCCACUGUGGGUUUGAGGACGGUAACAUUUGCCUUUUCACCCAAGAUGACACGGACAAUUUUGACUGGACAAAGCAAAGCACUGCCACCAGAGACACAAAAUACACCCCCAACACGGGGCCCAACGCGGAUCGGACUGGCUCCAAGGAAGGGUUCUACAUGUACAUCGAGACCUCGCGCCCCAGGCUGGAAGGAGAGAAGGCCCGACUCGUUAGCCCUGUUUUCAGCGUCGCUCCAAAAAAUCCCUACGGAGCUACGAACACAGCCUAUUGUUUCAGCUUCUACUAUCACAUGUAUGGACAGCACAUAGGAAGCUUGAACGUUUACCUGCGGUUGAAAGGGCAGACGGCGAUAGAGAACCCCUUGUGGUCUUCAAGUGGAAAUAAGGGACAGCACUGGAACCAAGCUCGUGUUAAUAUAAACCCCCCGACUUCAUUUCAGCUCAUAUUUGAAGGGAUCCGGGGCCCUGGCAUCGAAGGUGAUAUUGCUAUUGACGAUGUAUCGAUUGUGGAAGGAGAGUGUAUGAAAUCAGACCAACCAGCCAACAAUUUACGAUCAGGUGCUGUUGGGACAUUAGCGCAUAUACGACUUAUCCCAGUUAUCAUCCUCAUGUCUGUCUUAAGUCAUCAGAGGUGACCUUAUCCUGGCAGAGGCUACAAAAGAUUCACCAGGCACUGGCAUGAAGAAAGAGUCUUUGUAAAAUGGACAUCUAAAAACAAACUACCAAAGAUUCCUCCACUGACUGACUCAAAAGUUAAAUAAAUACAUAAAUAAAUAAAAAAAAAAAUUAAUUAAAAAGCACUGGGGACAUAAAAAGGCAUCACAGGAGUGUAACUCACUAUGAACCAUGCGUGAGAACGAGAUCUGGCCUAAGUAAGGAAGAGACCUUCAGGUGCUUUUGUGGUCAAUAAUGAAUACAGCAUCAUCUGGUUGAACUCUCGGAAAAGAGCUAUAGAAACCCUUGUCAAAGCACAAAGUCAUGGCUGGUUUUGUUUCAAAUGAAUAGUUUGCUUGUUACCAUGGAAACCUAAUGGCCUGCCAAGAAAAAAAAAAAAAAAAGAAAAAAGGAAGGAGAGAGAGAGGAAAUAAAAACAAAAGCAGAGAGAGAGAGAGAAACACCUCACUGUAAACAGGGUAUGUGAAGAGCUGGCAUUCAUUUUCCCUUCGAGAAGGUUUUUAGUGUAGAGUUAAAUAAACGUAGGCCCUUUCUACUUUGGCUGUCACCUCCCCUAGAGAAUAACCCUAAAUCAGAGCUGUUUUAAGACAUUUAUGUUUCAUUUCUCAUGGCUAUGCUUGAUAACUGUAUGCUGUCUCCUUUUUGCAUGCAUUACUAUCCAGGAUGUGCGACCUGGGCUUACAUAUUACACAGGCUUAUCGGAGUUUGCUUGCGGCCACUCGAACACCCCUCUCCCCUCCCCAACUAAGUCAUCUGUUCUAAUGAAGUGAAGAAACCAAACCACCGUCUUUUAUAAAUUGCCAUGGAAACCAAGUGCCUUCAAUGAAACAAGCCUGAUUUAAAAAAAAAUAAUAAUAAAAAAAAAAGUAAAAAAAAAAAAUAAAAAUAAAAAAUGAUAAUAAUAGUUUCAACACAGAAGCUUGCACUGCUAAAAUGUGGUUUGUGCAAACUCUUUUCUAAACAAACUACAGAGCCUGGGUGUGCAGACUGCAGGCAAGGAGACGGAGCCGCUUCUGGAGAUGGAUGGACCUAAGCUGCUGCGUAAGCCCUUUCGGAUGAGAUGUUUGUUGUUUAUAAACCUUCCAGACAGCCAUGGCCUUUCAGCUUCUUAUCCAUUAGAAAAUAGCUUCCGUUGGUCCUGGAAAAUGGGAGCAGCACUCCUUUUUUUUUUUUUUUUUUUUUUUUUUGGUUGUUGUUGGUUUUUUUUUUUCAGGUUACCAAGUGGGUCAACCAGAGGAAAAGGUUUGUUAAGAUACACUUAGUGCAGAAGGUGGUAAAACACAGAAGUGAUUUUCUUACUCUGACUUCCGUUGGCAAAGGCAGCCGGCCCCGGGGCCAGCGGGAUGGGGAGGUGUGUGCUGGGAUGGGGGGGACACCCAAAAACACCCCCAAAGCCCCCAGCAAACCCCCGGGGCUGGCUGAGCUCCCAGGGUGCUGUGCCUCUGCCCUGCAGCCAGACUCCGAGCAGAUGGCAAAAGAUUAUUUUGUUAUUGUAGCGAAAUUAAAGAAAAAAUAAUAAUAAUAAUAAUAAUUAAAAAAAAUUCCACUUUUACAACAACAACAAAAAAAAAUAAAAUAGGAAAGCUGUACAAAUGGUUUGGAUCUACCCGAACGCCUACCGUCAGCCAGCCGGUUUUCCACUGCAUUGUAAACUUCCCUUACAGUUGGUUAUGACAAUUUGAAGACCUUUUUCCUUAAAUUAUCUCAGCUUUUAACUUCAUUUCAAAAAAAAAAAAAAAGACUUUUGUCUAAAGAAGAGUAUUGUUAUUAUUAUAAUUAUUAUUAUUAUUAUUCUGUGUUCUCUCGACACCCUAAAAAAAAAACCUGAUAUGCAAGUAAUUGGAGUACAAACAUGAAAACAAACAAAGAGACAAGUAUAAUAUUUGCAAAUAUGAGUAUAAAAAGCACAACGAGAUGCAGUAAAACAAUGACAAGGCUUGAUUUUUUUUAUUCUGUAGAGAAAUGUUUGUGCAAAUUCAGUAAUUCAACUGAAGAGAUAAUUUUACAGCUAUGUUCAAUAAAGCCUCUUUCCAGGUAAGGUA
Messenger RNA from Calidris pugnax (ruff), 4926 nucleotides. It is a transcript of the gene MDGA2, whose product is annotated as MAM domain containing glycosylphosphatidylinositol anchor 2. Lineage: Eukaryota; Metazoa; Chordata; Aves; Charadriiformes; Scolopacidae. The transcript has 16 exons. The record is from RefSeq and is a predicted model, not a curated record. Gene Ontology annotation, molecular function: protein binding. Gene Ontology annotation, biological process: homophilic cell-cell adhesion. Gene Ontology annotation, cellular component: plasma membrane. Bases 1 to 2844 code for a protein of 947 amino acids.